CAGCGCCAGGCACGUGAAAAAAAGCGCCAAUCUCAUUGGUCGGCCAACUUUAAACGCGCCGCGUCAAACCAAAAAAACGCGUCCGAGGCGUUUUUCUGAAAAUGACGCUUUUGCGCGUCGCGCUUUUCGCGUGGGUGUGCGCACUCACAUUGGCGCUCGUUCUUGAGUCACGAGACGUUAAACGUCGACGAUAAACGCGCCCGAAAAACGUCCCGGUGUGUAAAGACCUUAAUACGAAACUCUGAUGUGCUGUCGCCAGACACAGCAACUGGUCUAGUUCGGAAAGUUUGGUUUGAUGUACAGCUACAUCUAGCAAGACGAGGCAGAGAAGGGAACCGAGAUUUAAGAAGGGAUUCUUUUACCAUGAAAUGGGACGACAAUGGCACCGAAUACAUUACUCUGGCCCACAAUGCAGAGACUAAAAACCACAAAGACCCGAAAGAUCCAUGUAAAGAAAAUUACAGAGGCUGCAUCUUCGCUGAACCCAACAACCCCAAGUGUCCUGUUGCUACUUUCAAAAAAUACCUGGCACUCUGUCCGUCAGACGCAGACGCAUUUUAUCUUCAUCCACUACGACAAAACCAGGAAACACUGAACAAAAGAACAGUCUGGUACUCUAAAGAGCCGAUGGGACAUAACUACCUUGCCAAGAUGAUGCCCACAAUCAGCGAAGCAGCUGGCCUCUCACGAAGAUACACAAACCACAGUUUAAGAAGCACGGCUGUGCAACUUCUCUCGCGUGCCGGAUUGGAAACAAGAGAGAUUAUGACUGUGACCGGACAUAGAUGUGAAAGCAGUCUAAAGACUUACUGGACUCCGACCACCGCUGACAGACAGAAAUGGAGCAGUAUACUCUCAUCAAAUCCUCACAACAGCUUGGCAAGCAGUGCAAUCAACACAACGUCCAUAGAGGAAACUUCCGCUGACUCUACCAAAAACAUCAACUUCAACAUCCCCGCUGGGACCACGUUUACAAUGUCACAGUUCACAAUUAAUGGAAAUGUGCAAUUUAAUACUUGUAAAUAAAUAACAUACUCAAAUAUAUAUAUAUAUUCAUAUGUUGAUGUUUAUAAAUAGUCCUUCUGUAUUUUCUGUCUUUUUAUGUAAUUCCUUUGAAUGUUAGUCAGGUGGUGGUACUAUAUCGUUUCGCGGAAGGAUAAACAUGUGAAUAAAAAAAAUAUGCUAAUAAAAUGUUUCAAAUUCAUAUUCAUGUCCAGUUUUUUUUCUUAUGUGGCAAGUAGCCGUGUAAUAAGCGGGA
Molecule: messenger RNA, 1258 nt
Organism: Misgurnus anguillicaudatus (oriental weatherfish)
Lineage: Eukaryota; Metazoa; Chordata; Actinopteri; Cypriniformes; Cobitidae
Source: RefSeq, a predicted model, not a curated record